Molecule: messenger RNA, 955 nt
Organism: Sinocyclocheilus grahami
Lineage: Eukaryota; Metazoa; Chordata; Actinopteri; Cypriniformes; Cyprinidae
Gene: jpt2
Product: Jupiter microtubule associated homolog 2
Exons: 3
Cellular component (GO): nucleus
Source: RefSeq, a predicted model, not a curated record
UAUGUGUCUGUUAUUGUCUCAGGUGGAAAGAGCAGUGGGAUAUUUGGGGAGCCAGUGGCUCCUUCGACUCAGAGCAAGCCAGUUCCCCCUGGUGGAGCAGCCAGUAACAUCUUUGCGGGUUCAGAGUCGACCCCACCUUCUGUGAAAAGUCAACAUCCCAACAAACCAAAGGACAAUUUAAGUGUGGGUGUACCUGCUACUCCAGAUCCACCAGCCCCAGUGCCUAAGAAGGAGACUGUAGUUGAGGAAGUGAAGGCGGAGCCAGUGCCCCCUCAACCAACACCUGAAAAAGAGCCAGCAGCCCCUGCACCCGCAGCCAAUCAGAAUUCUGAGCCAGCCACACAGCAACCAACAGAAAAGGACCACGAGCCACGCCUCGGACCCCGCCCUCGUUCUCACAACAAAGUGCUCAACCCACCAGGUGGAAAGUCCAGUGUGGUUUUCUAUUAGCCAUAGCCAUCAUGGUCACUUCCUUUUCUUCCAUCUGCUUUUAACCUGUACUAAAACUGAUCCUUUCUCAUUCUUUUGUUUUUUUCCCCCCUCAAGUCUGCCACUCUUCAUUCCUUUUUUGCUUCUGCACUUUUUUUUAUUUUUUAUUCAUUCCUCACUUUCCUUUUUCCUUUCCAUCUACAUAGAAUCACUGUUGCUGUCGCUCCAAAAACGGAAUGGUUAUGUUUUCUUUCAAAUGGUUUGCAUUGACGGUUGUUUCUCUAUAUGAUUAUGUUCUCUCAAUUUGCUAAUGUAUUAAAUACAAGUUUGCCUCAUGAAACUCAGCACAGUCUAUGCAGUGUUCAACUGGUACCACUGUUGGUCGCCAAAGCAAACCCUUCAGUAUCAGCGUAUUCAGAUCUUCCUUUGAAAACCAGUGAAUGUUUCUUUUGUGCAAUAAGGUGACUUCAUUUCUAAUUUUUUACUCUGCUCUUGCAAUUUUUUUUUUUUUUUUUUAAAUAAUGAG